This is a messenger RNA of Glycine soja, 660 nucleotides long. RefSeq lists its product as uncharacterized. Bases 1 to 660 code for a protein of 219 amino acids. NCBI's taxonomy places the organism in Eukaryota, Viridiplantae, Streptophyta, Magnoliopsida, Fabales, Fabaceae. The transcript has 3 exons. Gene Ontology annotation, biological process: meristem development; meristem maintenance. The record is from RefSeq and is a predicted model, not a curated record.
AUGGUUAGAACCAGAGGUUUAGGGCAUGUAUUAUCUAGGGUUAUAGGCAGAGGCUUGGUUAGAGAGGAUGAGCAUCAUGCAGAUGAUGUUCCCCGGCGGCGUAGGCCUACCGCAUCCGCCCGUAGGCGAAGGGUAGAUGUUGCAAUUGCUGAGGAUGUUCCUCAGGUGACUGAAGAUGUUCCUCGGGUGAUUGAGGAUGUUCCUCAUAUGGACAAGGAUAUUCCUGAGAGGACUGCGGAGGUAGAUGAUGCGGACAUAGAAAGCAUAACUAUUGAUGGUGCUGAAGGGUCACCUGGUGAUCAUGCUGAGGGAUUCCCUGGUAGGCCACGUGACCCAUCGAUCCUUACUUCGUUUGCCUACCACGUGGCACAUAGCAUCUGGAGUGGACAGGAACGACCUGAGUUGAAGUUGAUCUCCCAUGUCACCGGCGAUCCUGGACUUAUAUCUACAUUUGUUGAGAGGUGGCAUAGGGAGACCAGCACCUUCCACUUUCCCGUAGGAGAGCUGACGAUCACCCUAGACAAUUUGAUGGCACUCCUCCAUCUUCCAAUCACAGGUGUGUUACACAGCUUUGAGCCUCUGCUUGUGGAUGAGGCAGUCUUCUUGUUGAUGGAGCUGCUUCAGGUCUCCGGUGAGGAGGCUAGAGCUGAGACCAUAUAG